This is a messenger RNA of Ooceraea biroi (clonal raider ant), 4693 nucleotides long. RefSeq lists its product as uncharacterized. Gene Ontology annotation, molecular function: structural constituent of chitin-based larval cuticle. The record is from RefSeq and is a predicted model, not a curated record. NCBI's taxonomy places the organism in Eukaryota, Metazoa, Arthropoda, Insecta, Hymenoptera, Formicidae. Gene Ontology annotation, cellular component: chitin-based extracellular matrix.
UUAUAUUUGCCCCAAACCAUUCGCGGACUCGUCUCAAGACGCAAAUGCACAAGAUGACAAUAAAGUUUUCCAUAUCUCACCGCAGUCUCCAUGAGAACCCUUACAGGCUUGAUGACAAGCCAGUCGCGAGAUUCCAAUUUCGCACCCCUAAGCGGUCGAUCGUCGCGUGCGCCAGCGAACGACUCUCAUGAUCGAGAGACGUUCCACGCGGGUACACGAUCGAGGUAAUCGGGCGAUAAAUUAACAUUCAUAAAAUCCAUGACGUCCACCUCCUCGUCGGUGUGGCACCCCUCGCGAUAACGAUUGCAAUCGCCGUAUCACGCCGCGGCGGCGCAAUAUUAUCGCGACCUUGACGAUCGACGUAUUCGGGCAUGAUGAGGCGGAUCCCGGCCUCCAUAGAAAAAAGCUCCGGCCCUUGCUGGACAGCAAGCACCACGAAGCCGGAUUCCGAUGACCGCGACCUCGGCGACACUCGCGUGACCAGUUUUCGCGGCGGUGGUCUUCGGCGACGUCGGCGACUUCGCAAAUUUGCGAAGGAAGAGGAAGAGAAGCGGACACCGCAGGGCGUGGUUGCACGCCACUGGCACUGCAUAUAUAAAGUGUCCUGGCUUUGCGUCGAAUCGAAGAUACCCGUGUCUUCGAUACGAUCGCCAUGAAGAGCGCAACCCUUUUGCUCGUCCUUUGUCUGAUCGCUACCGGCCUUGCCAGGCCGCCGGUGUUCCUCAGCUAUCAGGACAGCCUGGGUCAAUACAGUUUCGGCUACAGCGCGCCGGGAUCGGCCAGGUCAGAGGUCAGGACGUCCGACGGCGCGACCAGAGGUACUUACAGCUACGUCGACGAAACCGGCGUCAUCCAGACCGCACAGUACGUCGCCGGUGUAAAUGGCUUCCGAGUGACUGCCACAAAUCUACCACAGGCGCCACUUCCGGUCCAGGAUACACCGGAAGUGAUGGCUGCCCGCGUCGCGCAUCUCCAGGCUCUGGAAAUGGCAACGAGGAGAGACGAACAGGCACACAGUCACGGAGAACAUCGAGAGAAUGCGCAGGAAAGGAAGAUCGAAGGAAACCAAGAUGACGGGAAUCUCGAUAAGACACAGGAACAACCGGAAGCUAAAUCCGCGCAGGAUCUGCUGAAAGCGGAGCAACAGGACAGUGAAGUGGACAAUACGGGGAACCUUGAACCGCAAAAGGAAAAUGAUGAAACUCUGCAAGCGAUUGCUACCAAAAGCGGCGUCGACAAGAAAAGCGAAAAGAAUUUGCAGGGCAUCCGCAUUCAGGAAUCCAGCGGAAGGGCGACGCAGGAAAUUAUCGUCGGCGCAAACAUCCCAGCGAUCCCAUUAAUUUCCUCUCACGUGCUGUUACCUCAGGCACUGGGCCAACACGCGGUGCCGGUAUUUCGGAUCUCCCAUGGAAACCAUGAGAUCGAACCUUCUGCCAUUCCGGAGUCAUCGAUCGCCCAAGGUGCUUCCGGUGUGAUCACCCCAGCGGCAACCACCCUGCAGAGCGGAGGAACGUCGAUUGAGGGGGCAACCACGCCAAUAAAGACAGGACCACAGACGCAACGCGCAAAUGUACAAGCUCAAAUUGCCAAUACUGUAAUUGCACCGCUGAGCGUAAUUCCGCUGAGUUCCGCGCAUUCGAGUUUCAUUAGAUACGUAUCGCCGGCAUCUCUUCACUACGUCACGUACAACGUUCUGUGAAUGCGAAAUGUAUCCGGGAACGUGUAGCUCGAUACCAUACGCGACCAUGCACGUGGAACAAAUAAAAGAUCGGACGAUCUGAAAUAAUCAGACUGCACUGAUAUCCCCUUUGCGUGUGUUUGUCAAGAUAUUUUUAUUCUUCUUUACAAAAUAAUGCAGGAUGCUGUCGGACAAUACAACGGAGUAAUAGUACGCGUAAUCGAUACUAAGGAUAAGGAUAAUCAAAAUCAGCAUCGUCGUCGCCAUCACCACCAUCGCCGCCAUCGCCACCAUCGUCGCGCUUGUUACGCUAGUGGAAACACAUUGGUACUUAUCGGCGUAAAAUGUUAUAGUAUUAAAUAGAAAAGGGAUAUUAAAGAAACAAAAGAUCGCAGCUUCUUCCUCGUAAUGGAAUUGAUAAUUAAUGUAAUGCUUAAUUAUAAAAUUAUCAAUUACGUAACUGCGCCGUGUAACAGCUGCUCUGCACAAAAGGACGUUAAUGAUCGAUUAAGGCAAAUCACGUUUUCAAUAUUUUAAUUACAUUUAGGAGAUUUUGGACGAGACAAUUUACAGGCUCGAAAAAUACCUUGUCUCAAAAGUUUACUCAGUUUCACCUGUUUCUGAGGAGAUUCUCGAAUUCUCAGAAUUAAUCCAAGAAAUUAAUUAAAGCAGCUGGAGAUCCGAACGCAAGAAAUCAACGCAACUGCUCCGCUGGAGACAUGCUCGCUUCUUUGAAUUUCGAGACGUUAGACAAUAAUGUCAAUCGGAAAAGUUACACGAACUACGGUUUAUUGGCCCGAUUUAUAUUCCUAGAUAUUCCUGUGCGCCGGGAGGGGCUGCAUAAUAUAAUUACAAGAUGUAAGCUCGAGGAACCGCGGCCUGCGUGAAUAAAUUCGUUACCACGGCAGAAGGAAUCUCGACGACUGCAGGCGCAUCCGGAAUUAAUUACAGCUGAUAGAUCGAUGUUGCAACUAUAUCCGCUUCUCGCGCGCACGUCGAAGCGAGAAUACUGAAAUUGCGCUCGUCGUGAUAGUGGCAUAAUCGCACUCGCAAUCGAUGCGGUAAUCUGGACAACGGAAACAGGCAGUAAUGUGAUAUGGCUGUCGGUACGAUUCACGUUCACCGCUCUCGUUAAUAAUCAUGAUAAUGGCAAUUAUGUGUAUACAAUAAUGACGUAAUAAUACAAAAAUAAUAAUACAAACUAAUAAAAUUAUAUUAAUAGCGACGCGCGUUUGUGUUGGGGGAAGAGUUGUAACGACGUAAAUUGGUAUCUGUACCUCUGCACGCCUCGCCGUUGCCAUUUUUCUAUACAUAACAUUCUCUCUUUUACAUAUAUAUAUUUAUAUAUAUAUAUAAAUCUAAAUUUUAAUAUAUGUAUUUAUAAUGUUCAUAUUUAUAUAUAACACACUUGUUCUAGACGUCAAACGCAUUGACUUCGAAGCUCGGCUGAUCGAUACCCUCCGAUCCUCGUCGCGCAUACCCUUCUGUUUUUUUUUGCUUUUUUAAUUUACUUAUCUGCAUUACAUCACCUGCUCGGUUGCCUCCUACUCUCUUCCCUCCUCCGAUAUGCAUGCACUAUGCUGCUAGCAGUGAUAGAUAAUGUAUCAGUUGCAGCAAUGUACGGAACGUUAUUAUUAUAUUCGGCUAACAUUACGCGAAUGUCUCGAAUAUAUUUAAAUUAGGAGAUAUAUAUAUAUAUAUAUUCCUCUCAAAGUAUCCAUUUAUAUCUGGCGAAUACACAUUUGUACCUAUAAACGUUGCUUGCUGCAAUAUUCUCAGCCGCGCCGAACAUCCGUAAGCCUUAAAAUCGCGCAGGUCAAUAAAAUCUGCAAUUAAAAUCGUUCGAGAAAUGCCCUGAAAAGCUACUCUUAUUAAUCUCCCGCGCGGUUUUAAGGGGAUCUCACGUUCCAUCCCUUACGUCUACACGAGCUAAAUUAUAUCAGAACAUACACGAAAACAAGAUAUAGAAUUUAUAUAUAAGCACAAACUACCACGAACGCGACUCAUCACGAUGUUCGCCGUUACUGCACGCAGCAACAACCAGAAUACUUUUGCAAAAGAUAAAAUAUUAUCGCUUAACGUGCAUGAGCAAUAUCGCAACAAUAUCUCAAUAUCCUUUCCUCCGUGAGCCUUUUGUUCGUGUGACACAAUCUUCACGUCCAAUCGUCUCUGCCAUCGCUCAAUCAUCUAAAUCUAUAUCGACUCCGCUGCCCUUAGCUGACAAAUGCUUGGCGACACUUCGUGGUAGCGAAAAUAGUCUCGAGAAGAGAUUACCUGUCGAUCUUCUCUUCUUCAGGAGCGCCGCUAGGAUCGCAAAAUAAAUUGUCUGAACGAGCGAUUUCGAAAAGGCAGGGAACUUUGUUCGAUUAAUCAGUCGACGAUUAAACUUCAAUAAAAUCAAUAAAACUUAUUCGCGGUAAAUCCUUCGAAAAUGCACUGCGACAGCAGUCGUGCAGCAUCUGCUGCGUCGGAAAUGUUACAUGCCAAGAGGACCAUUUACGUGAGUUUUCACAGCUUUACAUCUCUCGCUAAUGUCAGUUUAUCCUGAGAAUCGGACGCACCACGUUCACCGGCAUCGUCUGUUUGCUUUUGAUCGCGGUGCCUUCGAUCGCAAUGCCUUACUCUAUUUAACGUGUGGAUGGUCUUCUCUGAUAAAUAUUAACGAAAAAGCAGAUGAUCGGACGACGUAAUUUCCCGGAUCUCGCAAGGGCACCGGCGAUUUACGCGAGAAAAGACGCUUCGACGGAGCCUUUAUCCGCAUGCCCGUGGUGCAGUAUCACUGUACGGCCUUAUAAAAAUUUUGUGAUUUGAUUUAUGAUUUGUGAAUCUUCGUGAUUCCUUAAUUUGAAAAUUUCAUUAAUAAUGCUCUUCCUAUGGUUCCCCCGAAUGGAAAAAAGCGACGCGCAACGCGGCCCAUCGAAUAUUGAUAAAUUUUCCUCUCUUUCUCUUUUGUUUGUCUCUCUAUUAUAUUUCUUUUGCUAAAUCUCGCGAAAUUACUGCUGACUUACCUGACGA